AUGAGGAGCAUAGCAUCUUGUUACAGUGAACACGCCAUCAAAGUGUCGGACUCUUAUUGUUCAGGGCCUUCAGGUCAGGCCUAUCUCUCUCCCAACCUUGCUCCUUCAACCCCAAAUACUGUAACGUGUAUAUACAAAGCUAAAAUCUCCUCUCAAAGAAAACUUCUGAUCACCCUCACAUGGUGCAACAACUUAAUAGGCCAAGGCUUAACGAUCAACGUUGGUGAAAGCCUGUCUACUCCAUCUAAAUUCAACUCCAAUUCUCACCAACUGAGAAAGAAAAAAGGCAGCAAAACAUUCAAAUCUUGCAAUUCAGAGAUUGAAGUCUAUUGGGAUAUCUCUAAUGCUCGGUAUAUCAACGGACCUGAACCAAGUACCAACUUUUCUGUCAUAGUUUUAGUUGACUCAGAACUCUGUCUACGUCUUGGGGAUAUGAAUGAAGAACUAAAUGUCAAAAACAUUCGAUCAGAACAAGAAGCAACUCCAAAAUUCUCAUUGGUUUCACGAAGUGAAAAUUUCAUAGGCAGUACUGUUUAUUCAACAAAGGCACAAUUCUGUGAUACAGGAUUGGCUCAUGACAUUUUAAUCAACUGCAGUGGAGGAGAACAAGGUUGUAGAAAUCCUGUAUUGUCUGUCUGCAUUGACCAGAAGAAGAUUUUUCAAGUGAAGAGAUUGAGAUGGAAUUUCAGAGGGAACCAAAUAAUUUUCUUGGAUGGAUUAUUGGUGGAUAUGAUGUGGGAUUUGCAUGAUUGGCUCUUUAAUCAAACAUCAGGCUGUGCUGUUUUUAUGUUUAGAACAAGGAGUGGGUUGGAUAGCAGGCUUUGGUUGGAAGAAAAUAGCAGCAGCUUGGAACAGAAGGAGAAAGAAAGAGCUGAGUUCUCCUUGUUGAUCUGUGCUUGUAAGAGUCCUGACUAG
Messenger RNA from Durio zibethinus, 915 nucleotides. RefSeq lists its product as uncharacterized. The record is from RefSeq and is a predicted model, not a curated record. Lineage: Eukaryota; Viridiplantae; Streptophyta; Magnoliopsida; Malvales; Malvaceae.